Bursaphelenchus xylophilus (pine wood nematode) is the source of this 1470-nucleotide messenger RNA. The record is from the annotation of a GenBank genome assembly. NCBI's taxonomy places the organism in Eukaryota, Metazoa, Nematoda, Chromadorea, Rhabditida, Aphelenchoididae.
AUGGGUAAGGAAAAGGUCCACAUCAACAUUGUCGUUAUCGGCCACGUCGAUUCUGGAAAAUCGACGACUACUGGUCACUUGAUCUACAAGUGUGGUGGAAUCGACAAGCGUACCAUCGAGAAGUUCGAGAAGGAAGCCCAAGAAAUGGGAAAAGGUUCCUUCAAGUACGCCUGGGUGUUGGACAAGCUGAAGGCUGAGCGUGAACGUGGUAUUACCAUCGAUAUCGCUCUGUGGAAGUUCGAGACUUCCAGGUACUACGUGACCAUCAUCGAUGCCCCUGGCCAUCGUGAUUUUAUCAAGAACAUGAUCACUGGUAAUUUUGUUCGGAGGUUUUCUAAUUUAUCAAUUUUUAGGUACUUCUCAGGCUGAUUGUGCUGUCUUGGUCGUUGCUUGCGGUACUGGUGAAUUUGAAGCUGGUAUCUCCAAAAACGGCCAGACUCGUGAGCACGCCCUCUUGGCUCAAACCUUGGGUGUGAAGCAGCUCAUCGUUGCUUGCAACAAAAUGGACUCCACUGAACCACCUUUCUCUGAGGCCCGUUACACCGAAGUGGUCAACGAAGUCUCCAACUUCAUCAAGAAGAUCGGAUAUAACCCAAAGGCUGUUGCCUUCGUUCCAAUCUCUGGAUUCAAUGGGGACAACAUGUUGGAAGCUUCUGCCAACAUGCCUUGGUUCAAGGGAUGGGCUGUUGAGCGCAAGGAAGGAAACGCUUCUGGAAAAACUCUUCUUGAGGCUCUUGACGCUAUUAUCCCACCAAGCCGUCCCACCGACAGACCUCUCCGUCUGCCUCUCCAAGACGUGUACAAGAUUGGAGGUGUGUAUUAUAGUUUAAAGAGUUUUACUGUGUUUUAGGUAUCGGAACAGUUCCAGUCGGUCGUGUCGAAACCGGUGUCAUCAAGCCCGGUAUGGUCGUUACUUUCGCCCCACAAGGAGUUACCACUGAGGUGAAGUCCGUUGAAAUGCAUCACGAAUCUUUGGCUGAAGCCGUCCCUGGUGACAACGUUGGUUUCAACGUAAAGAACAUCUCCGUCAAGGACAUCCGUCGUGGUUCCGUUGCUUCUGACUCCAAGAAUGAUCCCGCUAAGGAAGCUCGCUCUUUCACCGCUCAGGUUAUCAUCAUGAACCACCCUGGACAGAUCGCCGCUGGAUACACGCCCGUUUUGGAUUGUCACACCGCCCAUAUUGCUUGCAAGUUCGCUGAGCUCAAGGAGAAGGUUGACCGUCGUUCCGGAAAGAAGGUCGAAGACAACCCAAAAUCCUUGAAGUCCGGGGAUGCCGGUAUUGUGGAGCUCAUCCCUACCAAGCCUAUGUGUGUUGAAGCCUUCACCGACUAUGCUCCUCUUGGUCGUUUCGCCGUCCGUGACAUGCGUCAAACCGUUGCCGUUGGUGUCAUCAAGGCAGUCGACAAGUCCGAGGGUGGCGGUAAAGUUACCAAGUCGGCUCAGAAGGCUACUGGUGGAAAGAAGAAGUAA